AUGGAGGACGGAGACAACAUUUUGGAUGCCAUAAAUGAGGAUAACUUCAAUGAUGUGGGUGAUGAUGUUGACAUGGUUGAUGUUGAAGAAGGAGAAUUGGUGGAGCCUGAUUCCAAAAAUGUUUUGGGACAAAGCAGUGCUGAAAAUAUCAAUGAAGCAAAUCAAGAACCUAACAGUAAGAACCACAUGCAUAGGGGUAACAAGGAGAAGAAUAAGAGAAAAAGGAAGAGUUCUGGAUCUAAUCCUGUGGAUAUAAACAGAUUUGUGCUAGAUACAUGUCGACGUCUGAAAGAGAAAAAGUCAUACAUGCUAUACACCGCAGUAGGUUACCUUGGGGUCUUUGCAUUAAGUGAUCUCAUCAAAGAGGUGGAUGCAAUACAAGCUUGUGGAGGCAAGAAAACUGCUGAUGGUAAACGAUUCCAGAUAGGGGGUGGCAUAUUGUGGAGCAUCUUAAAGGUUAGGGAACCAAAGGUCUACAAAGAGAUAAUGAAAAAAGCAAGGGAAUUUGAGGUUUGUGAUUAACCUUUGAAUUUUCAGUGUGAUACUCGUUUUAAAAAAGAAAAGUAGUUAUGCUCCUGUUUA
Molecule: messenger RNA, 582 nt
Organism: Abrus precatorius (Indian licorice)
Lineage: Eukaryota; Viridiplantae; Streptophyta; Magnoliopsida; Fabales; Fabaceae
Exons: 3
Coding region: 1-522 (173 amino acids)
Biological process (GO): snRNA export from nucleus
Source: RefSeq, a predicted model, not a curated record